Messenger RNA from Alternaria atra, 822 nucleotides. RefSeq lists its product as uncharacterized. The transcript has 2 exons. Bases 1 to 822 code for a protein of 273 amino acids. NCBI's taxonomy places the organism in Eukaryota, Fungi, Ascomycota, Dothideomycetes, Pleosporales, Pleosporaceae. Gene Ontology annotation, biological process: protein monoubiquitination; protein polyubiquitination. The record is from RefSeq and is a predicted model, not a curated record. Gene Ontology annotation, molecular function: ubiquitin protein ligase activity.
AUGCCAGCAAGUACGGCCGACUCGACACAAGGCGACUCAGAGGAGACUUGUGUGAUAUGCCUCUCUUCAGUAACAGAGAGGGCCAUCGCCUAUCCAUGCAACCACUACACAUUUGACUUUGUAUGUCUGGUGUCCUGGUUGCAGGAACGGUCGACUUGCCCGCUAUGCAAAGCACAAGUUACCGCGGUGCAGUACGACUGGCGCUCUCCGACUGACUACAAAAGCUAUACUGUUCAUCGCAGCCACCCACCCAGCACUACUCGACCUACCCAUGCGUCCCAUAGCCGCACCGAUCGACCUGGCUCUCUUUUCGCACCUUACGGACUGCCGAGCAGACCACGUGGCCCGCGCCGUCCAUAUUCGCCACCGAUUGAAGAUGUUGCGUUGCGCAGACGUAGAGACGUGUAUCGAAGGAAACUGUAUUCGCUGCAUGUCGGUAGUAAUCGCUUCUCAGGAUAUCGCGACAUUUCUCCCCAAAUGAUCGCAAACUCGCCUGAAUUGCAGUCGAAAGCACGUGCUUGGAUUCGACGCGAACUCCGUGUCUUCACCUUCUUGCACAUUGAUUCAGCGGGUUCAUCCUCUAAUGCAGCUACGACGAGUAGCAACGCCGAAUUCUUGCUGUCAUACAUUGUGUCGAUUCUGAGAAUGGUAGAUCUGAGGGCAAGUAACGGACACGCGGAGAAUUUGUUGUCGGAAUACUUAGGCAGAGAGAACAGCAAGCUAUUCCUUCAUGAGCUGAACAGCUGGCUAAGGAGCCCGUACACGAAGGUCGAGGCAUGGGAUCGGGAAAUUCAGUAUCAAGAAGAUCUGGAACAAGACUAG